Molecule: messenger RNA, 1478 nt
Organism: Setaria italica (foxtail millet)
Lineage: Eukaryota; Viridiplantae; Streptophyta; Magnoliopsida; Poales; Poaceae
Exons: 1
Coding region: 126-1049 (307 amino acids)
Source: RefSeq, a predicted model, not a curated record
CACACGCCCUCCCUCGCACUGAACAUUCUACAAGCCUCCUCUCUCUCUCUCUCACACACACACCCCACACACACAAGCACAAGCUCCAGCACCUCAAAUCCCCACAGGCCACAGCAAGCAAGUUCAUGCUCCCUCUCCUGAACAUGGAAGCUCCUCCUCCUCCUCCACAGAGCGGCAAGCCGCCGCACCAGCUGAUGAGGACGGUGUCCAUCUCCGUGCUGGUGAUGUCGCUGCCGGUGCUCUACGUCUCCUUCCUCCACGUCCCGCCGGCCGCCCUCUUCAGGGACACCACCUUCUGGUUCCUCAUGUCCAACUCCAUCAUCAUCGUCAUUGCCGCAGACUCCGGCAUGCUCUUCUUCGGCUCCUCCUCAUCUGCCGACGACGGUGGCAUCCCCUUCGCCGUCGUCUCCAGCGGCGAGCCGUCGGCGGGCGUCAAGAGCGGCCACGCGUCGAUGGGCGGCGUAUCUGUCGUUUCCGACGAGGUGGUCGUCCAGGACCAAGCUUUGGUUGUGACGAUGGAGCACGGCGGAGACCACCUGCCGGUGAUCGCCGAGAACGACGACCUCGCGUACGCAUUGGUCGUGAGGGAAGACCAAGCAGAACGAGUGGUGGCGAGCACACCGGCGAGCAGGGAGAUCAUCAUAAGCCCGUCGUCCGCCGCCGCUGAGGUCGUGGCCACCAAGAACGUCGACGUCGGCGCGGUCUUGCCAGGAACGAGGCCAAGAAGCAGGCUGACGGCGAGCCGGAGCCUUGCCGCGCGGGAGGAGAGGCCGGCGGCGACGAGGCGGCGGCACGGCCACGGCCACAGGCCGUCGCACUCGCACGCGCUCGUCCCCGUGCAGGACAAGAGCGUGGUGGUGAGCGAGGAGAAGCGCCUCCGCCGGGCGGCGACAGACAGGCGGCCGUCGCCGGAGGAGGAGAACGAAAAGGAGAGCGAGUACUCGAGGCUGUCGGACGAGGAGCUGAACCGGCGCGUGGAGGAGUUCAUCACCAGGUUCAACCGGGAGAUCAGGCUGCAGGUCGAGAUGGAGCAAGCAGCAGCUGCCUGAUGAGUGAUGACGCCCUGACGCCAUGAAAAUCAAAGCUCUCAAGCUCAAGCUCCAUGCCAUGUCCAUGUGUAGAUGCUGCUAGCUGCUAGGACCUUGGAUAUUUUUGUUCGUGUGUGUUCUGCUCUUGUACUGGUAGCUAGUAGCUGGAGUAGCUUCUUCUCCGAUGGCUCCUCUUGGUAGUCUGCUAUUGCAGGGCAGAACAGUGAGGUGAGAGAGAGGCAGAGAGGGACAUGGAGAUCUGUACAUCAAAAAUGGAGACGACGAUGAGCACUCCAAGAUCGAUCGAGAUCGUACGUGUAGCAGCCAUGAGUGAGGAUUUUGGUUGGAUCUUGCACGCACGCGUGCGUGGGGAAUAAAGUAAAGAAGAUGCAGAGCAAAAAUUGUCGAGAGUUGUAUAAUCAAAAGCUUUGGUGUGGCUGGGCUUUGUUA